GCGGGGUCCGCCCGGGGCCGGCAGCGUCCGCCCGGCGGCGGGAGGAGGAGGGAGCGGCGUAGACAAAGAGCGGCAUCUGGGCGGGCACAGCGCGGCCGCCGCCCCGGGACCCGCGCUGCUGCCCUCCGGCCUCGGCGUACGGUGUGCAGCGAGUGUCUCAAACGGCACCAUCUCCUGGCCUGCCUUGUCCUCUGGUUGCUGCAUCUUCAUCCAUCAGCGUAUUCAUCCGUAGGUGCUGCUGGGCUUGAGACUCUUGGGACAGGAGGGAUCACAAAGUCAUCUGUGGAUCCCAUAGGUUCCUCUCCUACAAACUAGUGCUGCUCCGGCUCAUGCUUCUCUGCUGAGGUCCGAGCUGACUCAAGAGCUUAGAGGAUCACUGCAGCUUUGUAACCUUCAAGGUGUCCUUAGCAGAAGAUCAAAACCUCAUCUUUUUGAAGAGUGCUACGUUUUGCCAGUCACCUCUUGCAACUGUGUGCCAAAGAAGGACUCCAUGAAAGAUGACAGAAGAAGUUAUUGUCAUAGCCAAGUGGGACUACACGGCCCAGCAGGACCAGGAGCUCGACAUCAGGAAGAACGAGAGACUCUGGCUGCUGGACGACUCCAAGACGUGGUGGCGGGUGAGGAACGCAGCCAACAGGACAGGCUAUGUGCCGUCCAACUACGUGGAGCGCAAGAACAGCCUGAAGAAGGGCUCCCUGGUGAAGAAUCUCAAGGACACGCUAGGCCUUGGAAAGACGCGGAGGAAGCCAAGCGCUCGGGAUGCAUCCCCAACGCCGAGCACCGAUGCGGAGUACCCGGCCAAUGGCAGCGGUGCUGACCGCAUCUACGACCUCAACAUCCCCGCCUUCGUCAAGUUCGCCUACGUAGCUGAACGAGAAGAUGAGCUGUCCCUGGUGAAGGGCUCCCGUGUCACAGUCAUGGAGAAAUGCAGUGAUGGCUGGUGGCGUGGCAGCUUUAAUGGGCAGAUCGGCUGGUUCCCCUCCAACUAUGUGCUGGAAGAGGCAGAUGAGGCGGCAGCCGAGGCCCCCAGCUUCCUGAGUCUUCGUCGGGGUGCGGCACUGAGCAACGGGCAAGGUGCACGGGUGCUGCACGUGGUGCAGACGCUGUACCCCUUCAGCUCGGUCACUGAGGAGGAGCUUAGCUUCGAGAAGGGGGAGACCAUGGAGGUGAUUGAGAAGCCCGAGAACGACCCUGAGUGGUGGAAGUGCAAAAAUGCCCGGGGCCAGGUGGGCCUGGUCCCCAAGAACUACGUGGUGGUCCUCAGUGACGGGCCUGCCCUGCACCCCACGCACGCCCCACCAAUCAGCUACACCGGGCCCUCAGCCAGCGGGCGAUUUGCUGGUCGUGAGUGGUACUAUGGCAACGUGACACGGCACCAGGCCGAGUGCGCGCUCAAUGAGCGGGGCGUCGAGGGCGACUUUCUCAUUAGGGACAGCGAGUCCUCGCCCAGUGACUUCUCUGUGUCUCUCAAAGCGUCAGGGAGGAACAAGCACUUCAAGGUGCAGCUUGUGGACAGCGUCUACUGCAUUGGGCAGCGGCGGUUCCAUAGCAUGGACGAACUCGUGGAGCACUACAAGAAGGCCCCCAUCUUCACCAGCGAGCACGGGGAGAAGCUCUACCUCGUCCGGGCCCUGCAGUGAAGGCAGCCAUCGGCCUCUCCAUGCCCCGCCCACUGUGGGCCUCGCUGCCACCUCCGCCUCCCAGAGCCCAGUGCUGCCAGCCACCUCCACCCAUGCGGCCUGGAUCACCUCGGUGGCCCGGUCUGUCGUCCUCUGCAGCCUUGUCGAUGGACCAUAGCUACCCAGGCCCUCACAGCCGUGCCCAUGGCCACCACCUUCUGGCCACUUUCAGGUAGUGAGGGUCAUAGGGAGCAAAGCUGCUCACUUUUUUUCCUUUAUAAUUGGAAGCAGUCUGUUUAAAUCCUUCACACACACGCACACGCAGUAAGAGAUGGGGGUUUAUUUGAAGGGCAGAAAGCCUGUAUGUCGUGAAUACGUGACCUUAGCACACUCCGAGAGCUGUGUCCACGGGUGCUUGGUGCCUCCCAUCAGCCAUGCUGGUCCAGGGCCUGCAUUUUAAUUUUUUUGUUUUUUAUUUUUUGUGGCUCCAAGCUCUGCAGGAGUCCAAGAAUGUGCGGAUAGCAAUACUGGAAACCCUGGGGAGGUGGUGGUGAGGGAACUGCCCAGUGCCUUUGAGGCUGUGCUUGCAAUAAAAGAGGGUUGUUUGGGGUCUACAGAAGAGGCGACGCAGAAGGAAGGAAACUCGGGUAACGUUACCCCCAGGUGUGCCAUCCACAUAGUGCUUUUUCCCUCUUGCCCUUUGGCUUGUUUGAAUUUCACGAUUAUGUAUUUAAUUCUCAAAGUACUAUGUAUCUGUAGCUGUUUGUUGACACUAAUAACAGAUGAUUAAGGAAAACAGCUGAUCUCUCGGGAAGGGGAGCUACCAAUACUUUAUACAUACACACUAUAUUAUAUAUAUAUAUAUAAUAUAUGUAUAUUAUAUAUAUAUUAUUUGCUUUACAGGGAAAUUUUUCAGGGUUUACAAAAGAGUAUGUGAUUGGUAGUAACAGAAUGUUUAUGAAGAAAUUGCAUUUCCUUUUUUUCCUUUACAUUUGAACUUCUUUAUAGUUUGACCAGAGAGUCUUGAGAUGGCACAUUCCUACAAUUGAAGAAGGGGUCUUGAGAUCCCCUAAACUUGCAUACCCAGUUUUUUGAAUAUUGUAAUAAAAAAAAAAAAGUAU
Molecule: messenger RNA, 2740 nt
Organism: Onychomys torridus (southern grasshopper mouse)
Lineage: Eukaryota; Metazoa; Chordata; Mammalia; Rodentia; Cricetidae
Gene: Nck2
Product: NCK adaptor protein 2
Exons: 7
Coding region: 498-1640 (380 amino acids)
Biological process (GO): negative regulation of endoplasmic reticulum stress-induced eIF2 alpha phosphorylation; positive regulation of endoplasmic reticulum stress-induced intrinsic apoptotic signaling pathway; negative regulation of PERK-mediated unfolded protein response
Molecular function (GO): protein binding
Source: RefSeq, a predicted model, not a curated record